This is a messenger RNA of Canariomyces notabilis, 1664 nucleotides long. Its product is annotated as Metallo-dependent hydrolase. The coding region runs from base 412 to 1461 and encodes 349 amino acids. NCBI's taxonomy places the organism in Eukaryota, Fungi, Ascomycota, Sordariomycetes, Sordariales, Chaetomiaceae. The record is from RefSeq and is a predicted model, not a curated record. The transcript has a single exon. Gene Ontology annotation, molecular function: allantoinase activity. Gene Ontology annotation, biological process: purine nucleobase catabolic process. Gene Ontology annotation, cellular component: cytoplasm.
GCUCCUGCUCCCUGGCUUGGUCGAUGCCCAUGUCCACCUCAACGAGCCGGGCCGUACGGAAUGGGAAGGCUUCAACACGGGCACAAAGGCGGCUGCCUCGGGCGGCGUCACCACUGUCAUUGACAUGCCCCUGAACGCCAUCCCCCCAACGACCACUCUCGCCGGGUUCAGGGAGAAGCUCGCUGCCAGCCGCGGGCAGUGCUGGGUCGACGUGGGCUUUUAUGGCGGCGUUAUUCCUGGAAACGCCGACCAACUCCUGCCUCUUGUGGAAGCCGGUGUUCGUGGGUUCAAGGGGUUCCUCAUUGACUCUGGUGUAAGUGCUGCCUCCCACCAAGUGAGCAAGCGGGCAUCGCUAACUUGACCUAGGUCGAAGAAUUUCCUGCCAUCUCGGCAAAAGAUAUUGCCCUUGCAAUGACGACGCUGAAGGAUACCCCGACGACACUAAUGUUCCACGCCGAGAUGCUGCCCCCUAUCGCCGACUCGGUAGGUGACGCCGUGCAGCAGUCACUUCCUCCGGCUGCGCCUCAUGGAGAGCUCGACAGCUACAGCACCUUCUUGGCCUCCCGGCCCCCCGUUUUCGAGACUUGCGCCGUAGAGGAAAUUCUCUCCAUGGCGGACCUCGCUCCACAACUCCACCUCCACAUCGUCCACCUGUCCGCAACCGAAUGCAUCCCGAUCCUCCGGCAAGCCCGCAAGAAGGGCAUCAACAUCACAGCCGAGACCUGCUUCCACUACCUGGGCCUCGCGUCCGACGACAUCGAAGACGGCGACACUCGCCACAAAUGCUGCCCGCCCAUCCGGUCCCAGACAAACCAAGACCGCCUAUGGAACGAAAUCGCCGACGCCGAGGACGGCUGCAUCAAGACCAUCGUCUCAGAUCACUCGCCCUGCACCCCCGAGCUGAAACUACUACCACCCCGGUUCCAGACGGCCCACCAGGCAGACAACCGCCGACCGAGCCUACACCAAAUCGAUUCAGGUAUCGACGUCACCCUGCCCGAGGAAGCCAUCCAAGACGCCAAGGCCGCGCUCGAAAAACAGGGCGACUUCUUUGCCGCGUGGGGCGGCAUAUCGUCGGUCGGUCUGGGUCUGCCGAUUCUGCACACCGCGGCGGCCGCGCGCUUGGCCGCGGGUGAGAAGGCGCCGUCGAUUGUGGAUAUUGUCCGCAUGUGUUCGCAGGCUACGGCAAAGCAGGUUGGGCUGGCGCACCGCAAGGGCGGUAUCAGGGCUGGGAUGGAUGCGGAUAUUUGUGUGUUUGACGACGAGGACGUGUGGACGCUAAGGGCGGGCGACAUGCGGUGGAAGAACAGGUGCUCGCCUUGGGAGGGGCACAGGUUCAGGGGUAGAGUGAAGGAGACUUGGGUGAGGGGCCAAAAGGUCUUUGAGCUGGGCGGGGUGAAUGCCGGGUUUGUUGGUGGGAAACCGGUCGGGCAGGCGAUUGUGGAAAGGAGGAUGGAAUGAUGGGAGCAUCAGCAAGCGUCGUUUUUGAGCGGAGGCGGCUUGACAUAGAUUCUGCGAAUACCCCGCGCUGGUUUAGAGGGUUUAACUUAGGUACUGGUGUAUCAUGUAGUAAGGUAAUGAAUGAUGAGAUGAUGAACAAAGUCUAAUAUGCCCAACUAUUGCUUUCUAAGGUAUCUUAGGUAUCUUAGGUGCUCUACCAUGUG